Ceratitis capitata (Mediterranean fruit fly) is the source of this 628-nucleotide messenger RNA. RefSeq names its product 40S ribosomal protein S13 (gene RpS13). Gene Ontology annotation, molecular function: structural constituent of ribosome; small ribosomal subunit rRNA binding. The transcript is spliced from 3 exons. Gene Ontology annotation, biological process: translation. Lineage: Eukaryota; Metazoa; Arthropoda; Insecta; Diptera; Tephritidae. The record is from RefSeq and is a predicted model, not a curated record. Gene Ontology annotation, cellular component: cytosolic small ribosomal subunit; ribosome; nucleolus. The coding region runs from base 85 to 540 and encodes 151 amino acids.
GCAAUGAUAUAGGCAUUUGCCAUUAAUGUCUUAAGUCUCCACUUCCGUUCCGUUCUUUUUGGUGUAGAAUAAAAAUCUGUAAAGAUGGGUCGUAUGCACGCUCCUGGCAAGGGUAUUUCCCAAUCAGCGCUCCCGUACAGGCGCACUGUGCCUUCAUGGCUGAAAUUGAAUGCCGAAGAUGUAAAAGAACACAUAAAGAAAUUGGGCAAAAAGGGCAUGACCCCUUCCAAGAUUGGUAUCAUUCUCCGUGAUUCCCAUGGUGUUGCUCAGGUACGCUUUGUUAAUGGUAACAAAAUUCUGCGCAUCAUGAAAUCAGUUGGUUUGAAACCUGACAUCCCCGAAGAUUUAUACCACAUGAUUAAGAAAGCCGUUGCUAUCCGCAAGCAUUUGGAGCGUAAUCGCAAGGAUAAGGAUGGCAAAUUCCGAUUGAUUCUUGUUGAGUCUAGAAUCCAUCGUUUGGCCCGCUACUACAAAACCAAGAGUGUUCUGCCACCUAACUGGAAAUACGAAUCCAGCACUGCAUCUGCUUUGGUUGCUUAGAAACAUACUGGGGUGUUAUUAUGCUUAGGGAUGUCACACAUUUUUUAUUCAAAAGUGAAAUAAAACAUGUAAAAUACUAGACUUUAAA